This is a messenger RNA of Drosophila serrata, 1344 nucleotides long. RefSeq lists its product as uncharacterized. Gene Ontology annotation, biological process: mitochondrial transcription; transcription elongation by mitochondrial RNA polymerase. Gene Ontology annotation, molecular function: DNA polymerase processivity factor activity. Lineage: Eukaryota; Metazoa; Arthropoda; Insecta; Diptera; Drosophilidae. Gene Ontology annotation, cellular component: mitochondrial nucleoid. The record is from RefSeq and is a predicted model, not a curated record.
AGUUUCACCGUUAGGAAUGGAAUUGUUCAGCAGUCUUACAUUGGUCCCACUAAUCGCUCAGCUGUUCUGUUGACCGCAACAAGUUGUGGUCAAGCAGUUUAGCUUUAAUUUGAAAAUUAAAAGGACAAAUAUGCUUUUUUACUGUCGAUCAGUGGCGAGCCGGUCCGUUAGAUGGAAAUCAAUAUUAAGCGCGAACCACAACGGCUCUGAUCAAUCUAGUACUCAGCAUGACAACACUCACAACAUAUUGCCAGCGUACUCUGCUGAUCAACGCCUCAAGAUUUUGGAAAUAAUCAACGAUAGCUGCAUGGAGCAAAUGCUUAACUACAACAUAACUAAGCCAAGGGCCGCCAAGCUACAGAACUGGAAAAAACGAUACGGUCCGGUGAAGGAUCUCGGUGACAUCUUGCACAUUGAGGAGUUCAGUCUGAAGGUGGCAACAAAACUAUUUAAAAGCCUACUUGAACAGGUCGACGGAGUGAGCAGCAGUGACGUAGUUUCCGGGCAGAAGCCAAAGACAUCGCGAACGGCGCCCUUUAUUACUCCGGCAAUGGACGAUAAGCGACGCUUACAGAUCGUAUCCAGCAUAGGUGUUCGCAUUGGGGUGACCAGCGUGAGCUGGGCACGAAUUGAGAUUGAGGGAAAGGAUUCCUCCUGCCGUCUCACCAAUUGGCAAUACCAUGAGCUCAAUGAUAAGAAAAUGCACCUGGCCGAGCUUGUCCAGCGCUGUCUUUAUGCCACGCACCAAAUACCGCAGGCUGACUGUUACGUCUUAGAGAGUCCUCAGAUGGCACAGGUCAGCAAUAACCCCGGCAGCAUAGACCAGCAAAACGUGAAUAUUCAGAAAGCUCAGGUUUCGGCUAUAAUGAGCUAUGCACUGAUGUCCCGCAUGUACCCCGACGACAACAAGGCGAAAAACGUCUACUACAUGCGCCGCUUCCUCACAGCCCGCCUCUUUAACCACCUGGUUGGUACGGAGCGCGUGACUACUGAAGAUACCAUAUUGGCCAUGAUGCGAAAUGGCACCCACUCUGAGUUUCCGGACACACAAGCGACAAACCUGCAUAACAAAGUGCACUUUCCUGUCGAACUUCGGCAAUUAUUCUCGCAUCUGGCGCGACACCAGCGAGAUUUUCUGGGGCAAGCAUUUCUGCUAAAUCUGGCCUUUAUUCGUUUGGUGCUCCUGAAGGAUCCAACCAGCAUCAGCGCUGUGUCUCGACAAUCUAAGAGUCCCCUUCCAAGCGAAGCAGAUUGCAAAGGUAUAUACGUUGGCCCUUCUGCACAAUGACAACCUCACCUUUACUAAAAAAAUUGAAGGCCAUAAAGGAAACGUUUGUUUGUUUG